Molecule: messenger RNA, 2440 nt
Organism: Amphibalanus amphitrite
Lineage: Eukaryota; Metazoa; Arthropoda; Thecostraca; Balanomorpha; Balanidae
Product: high affinity copper uptake protein 1-like
Exons: 8
Coding region: 287-1231 (314 amino acids)
Biological process (GO): copper ion transmembrane transport
Cellular component (GO): membrane
Molecular function (GO): copper ion transmembrane transporter activity
Source: RefSeq, a predicted model, not a curated record
CAAUUUCACGGUGCUUGACCUUGGGUUUGGAAGCAAAGUGCGAGAGGCAACCACGCGUCUCAUCUCCGUCCGAUCGCGUAUUACCCAAGUAUUACCUUACCAAAUUCUCGCGUUGAUUAGGCACGGAUUCUUUUGCACCUUUUCAUUUAUGCUGCUUAGAUACUGCAGCAAUUGCUGGAAGACAAAUAGAAUAUUUGAACUCGAAGAUUCAAAGUUACAGGUGAUCAACAUUCAGCGGCGACGUUAACGGGUUGAAAUUUUAAAAUUGGAAAAUUCUGAUCAAGUCAUGGACCACUCAAAUCACGGCAUGGACCACUCAAAUCACGCUAUGGACCACUCGGGUCACAAAAUGGACCACACGGACCACAAUACGAACCACUCGGGCCACAUGAUGGACCACUCGGCGCACGCGGACCACGGUCUGGGCGCGGCCGGCGCCGCCCAGCAGGUGCUGAACGCCACGCUGUCGGCGGCGGCCACGGCGGCCAGCGAGGUGCUCACCACCGUGCAGCAGCACGUGCACGGUGCAGGAGACCACGAUCACGCCGCCAUGGGCCACGAUCACGCCGCCAUGGGCCACGACCACGCGGCAAUGGGCCACGACCACAGUCAGCACAUGGCAGCCACCGGCACGGCGGCGAGCCACGAGAUGGCCGGGCACAGCAUGGCCGGACACGGGAUGGCGAUGACAUUCCAUUUCGGCGUGAACGAGUUCGUGCUGUUUGACGCGUGGCACGUCACCACCGCCGGCGGCAUGGUGGCCUCGUGCAUAGGCCUCUUCAUCCUGGCGCUGCUCUACGAGGGACUCAAAUACAAACGGGAGGAUCUGCUGCGUAAGAACGCCACGCGGAGCCAGUUCGACACGAUCCGGGUACCGACCGACGGCGGCGUCGCUGAGGUCACCACCGUCUCCAACGCGCGGCCCUCGGGCGCCGGCGGCGGCGAGCAGCCCGGCUCGGAGGCUGCCAGCGACGUCACGGCUUCGGAGGGGGAGCCGAUCACCGCCGCCGGCCGCCGCCGCCAGGCCAGACAACGUAUGCUCAGCAAGCAUCAUGUUCUACAGACUUUCCUGCACGCAGUUCAGGUGGUCGUCGGCUACUUCCUCAUGCUGGCAUUCAUGACGUACAACGUGUGGCUCGGCAUCGCCAUCACUCUCGGCGCCGCCGCCGGGUACUUCAUCUUCGGCUCGAAGAAGUUCGUCGUGGUCGACGUGACGGAACACUGUCACUGACGGCGUCCGUCGGAUAGUGUCGGCGCCGGCCGUACAUACGGGCGCCGGAGACAGCCCGUCGGAUAGUGUCGAUUUCGGCCCACGGACGCCGGAGCAGCGCGGUCGCUGCCACCGCUGCCCUGCCCGCGCUGCACCGCUGCGCGGGCAGCGCGGGCCGACGUUUUACGUAGGCGACAGCUCCCGGUGUUUGUGCCGCGCCCCGCCAGCGCCGCCGGCCUCAGCACCCCGACGGUGCGGACAGGCCGGGCGGCGCCGAGCGGCAGCGGCCCACACAGUCACCUCCCGUGGUCACAAGUCACUCCGGCCGUGCCGUGGGUGGCCAGCGCGAGCGGCUGGGUCCCACAGUCGCCGCCUCGCGUUUUGUGUCAGGUAUACCUGUGUUUGGGUGCGCGUAUGAGCAGAGUGCGUCUCGCUGAGACCCCGUAGUCUAGUGGGAGUCGGGCGGCAUCGCCCUCCCCGGCCCUGCCGCCGGGUCAGUGCGGGGCGGUGUCGGGCGGUGUCGCCCCUCCCCGGCCCUGCCUUUGGGUCAGUGCGGGGUGGUAGUGGGGCGGUGUCGCCCCUCCCCGGCCCUGCGACCAGGUCAGUGCGGGGCGGUGUCGCCCCUCCCCGGCCCUGCCACCGGGUCAGUGCGGGGCGGUGUCGCCCCUCGCCGGCCCUGCCUCUGGGUCAGUGCGGGGCGGUGUCGGGCGGUGUCGCCCCACCCCGGCCCUGCCACCGGGUCAGUGCGGGGCGGUGUCGCCCCUCGCCGGCCCUGCCUCUGGGUCAGUGCGGGGCGGUGUCGGGCGGUGUCGCCCCUCCCCGGCCCUGCCACCGGGUCAGUGCGGGGCGGUGUCGCCCCUCGCCGGCCCUGCCUCUGGGUCAGUGCGGGGCGGUGUCGCGCCUUUCCCCGGCCCUGCCACCGGGUCAGUGCGGGGCGGUGUCGCCCCUCCCCGGCCCUGUGCGGUGGCCGGACGGCGCGGUGUCUUUCAGCCUGGCCUACGGAAGGCGGCGAGUCUCAGUCACUGCGAUGACCGCGGCGCCUCUGUUGUGAUGCCAUUAUGGUUGUGGUCAGAGUUGAAUGUUUUCCCGUGCGUAGCAUGGACUGCAUACAAGUAUACUGUUAUUGAAUCUACUGUAUGUAUACUGUGUCCAGUAUUGUUUUCAGUCUGGGCAGGGACCAAAUCGCCCUACGGUCCCAGUGCGCAAGUCAAAUAAACUGAAUGUGAACAA